GUGUGUGUGUGUGUGUGCGCGUGCGCGCGCUUCCUGGUUCCUCCUUCUUUUCGGAUCAAAGUGAAAGUAACACUUCACUACAGGAGGAAAAACACAGGUUAUAGAACAACACCUGACCUUUAUAAUGAGUGUCUUUAGGGAACAGGACACGUGGACAGACGAGAGUCUGAUUCAGGGUAAGAGAUCAGACUCCCCUGAACCCAGCUGUGUGUCCAUGAAAAGCGAAAUGUCAAUGGAGCCUCCGUUAAAGUUCAGAGAUUCUUCUAAUGAUACUAGGCUCGAGAUGGAUAAGAGAUCAGACUUCCCUGAACCCAGCUGUGUGUCCAUGAAGAGCGACAAGUCAAUGGAGCCUCCGUUAAAGUUCAGAGACUCUUCUCCUGAUAUGAUAUCCCAGGCUGAAAAAUCAAAAAAACCUUUGGAUUCCAUAUUUAAGGAGCUGGAGCACAAAGUCAUCACUGUGUUAAAAAAUGAGUUGAAGAGAUUUAAGAUGCUCCUGAGUCCAGAUUACCCAGCAUGCGCUGAGGGGGAUGAAGAAGAUGAAGAGGAUCAGAGCGAUAUUAGAGAUGGGGUGCUGAAGAUCGUACUGCGCAUCCUGAAAAACCUGAACCAGACAGAUCUCGCUAUCACACUACAGAACAAACUUGUCUCUGCCAACAAACAAAAACUUAAAUCCAAAAUCACUGAGAAAUGUAAAAGGAUUAAUGAAGGAAUCUCACAGUAUGGAAGCUCUGCACUUCUGAAUGAGAUCUAUACAGAGCUCUACAUCACAGAGGGCUGGAGUGGAGACGUCAAUACCGAACAUGAGGUGAGACAGAUCGAGACAGCGUCCAGGAGACCGGCAACACAGGAGACACUCAUCCAAUGUAAUGACCUCUUUAAUGACACGUCCAUCAAAACUGUACUGACUAAAGGAGUUGCUGGAAUUGGAAAAACAGUCUCUGUGCAGAAGUUCAUUCUGGACUGGGCUGAAGGAAAAGCAAAUCAGGACGUCACCUUCAUAUUUCCACUUCUUAGAGAGCUGAAUCUGAUGAAGCAGAAACGUCUCAGUCUGAUGGACCUCCUUCAUAAUUUUUUUCCAGAAAUAAAAGACUUGCAGUCCGUUAAUUGUGAUGUUAAUAAAGUGGUGUUGAUCUUUGACGGUCUGGAUGAGUGUCGACUUCCGCUAAAUUUCCAGAAUAAUGAGAGAUUGUGUCACGUUACCGAAUCGGCCUCAGUGGAUGUGCUCCUGACGAACCUCAUCAAGGGCAAUCUGCUUUCUUCUGCUCGUCUCUGGAUCACCUCUCGACCAGGAGCAGCUAAUCAGAUCCCUUUUGAGUAUAUAGACAAGAUAACAGAGGUACGGGGGUUCAGUGAUCCUCAGAAAGAGGAGUACUUCAGGAAGAGGAUCAGUGAUCAGAGCCUGGCUAAUAAGAUCAUCACACACAUGAAGUCUUCAAGAAGCCUUUACAUCAUGUGCCACAUCCCAGUCUUCUGCUGGAUCUCAGCCACUGUUCUGGAGAGAAUGUUGAGUGAAGCACAGCAUAAAGAAAUCCCCAAGACUCUAACUCAAAUGUUUACCCACUUUUUGAUCUUUCAGAUCAAACACAAAGAUGAAAAGUACCAUCAGAAAUGUGACUCUGAUCCUCAACAGACCAGAGAGAGUAUCCUGGCACUGGGAAAACUGGCUUUCCAACAGCUGGAGAAAGGAAACCUGAUCUUCUACGAGGAAGACAUGAGAGAGUGUGGCAUUGAUGUCAGAGAAGCGUCUGUGUACUCAGGAGUGUGUACUCAGAUCUUCAGAGAGGAGCUUGCGCUUCACCUAGGAAAAGUGUUCAGCUUUGUGCAUCUGAGUGUUCAGGAGUUUCUGGCUGCUUUAUACUCAUUUAUAUCCUUCAUCAACAAAAAUAUUACAAAACAACAAACAGCUGAUCUGUCUAAUCUUUUCAUCAAAACAAAGCUAUCUGAUUUCCUGAGGAGAGCAGUGAACAAGGCCUUACAGAGUGUGAACGGACACUUGGAUCUUUUUCUUCGCUUCCUUCUGGGUCUUUCACUGGAGUCCAAUCAGAGUCUCUUAAGAGACAUUCUGCCCCAGAUGAGAACCGGCUCUUACAGCAAACAGGAAACAGUUGAGUACAUCAAGGAGAAGAUAAGAAAGAAUCCAUCACCAGAGAAAUCCAUCAAUCUCUUCCACUGUCUCAAUGAACUGAAUGAUCAUUCUCUAGUGCAGGAAGUGCAAAAUUACCUGAACAGAACGGAUUCUUGGUGUCUCAGUGGAGUCAGACUGUCUCCUGCUCAGUGGUCGGCUCUGGUGUUCGUGCUGCUGAACUCAGACGAGAAUCUGGAUGAGUUUGAAUUGAAUAAAUAUGAUUCAUCAGAGGAAUGUCUGCUGAGGCUACUGCCAGUGGUCAAAGCGUCCAGAAAAGCAGUACUGUGCAGGUGUAAUAUCACACAGGAAAGCUGUAAAGCUCUUUCCUCGGUUUUCAGCUCAAACAUCUCCAAUCUGAGAGAACUGGACCUCAGUCAGAAUUACACUCUGCAGGAUUCAGGAGUGAACGUUCUCUGUGCUGGACUGCAGAAUCCACACUGUACACUGGAGAUACUGAGGCUGCGUUGGUGUUUUCUCAACAGUGAAAGUUGUACAGGUUUGUCCUCAGUUCUCAGCUCAAACUCCUCCCAUUUGAGAGAACUGGACCUGGGUGAGAAUAACCUGCAGGAUUCAGGAGUGAAGCUGCUCUCUGUUGGACUGCAGAAUCCACACUGUACACUGGAGAUACUGAGGCUGUGUCUGUGCAAUCUGACGGAGAAAAGCUGUACGGUUUUGUCAUCGGUUUUAAGCACAAACUCGACCAGUUUAAAAGAACUGGACUUGAGUGAAAAUAAACUGCAGGCAGGAGUGAAGCUGCUCUCUGCUGGACUGCAGAAUCCUCACUGUACACUGGAGAUACUGAGGUUGUGUAGGUGUUAUCUCACAGAUGAAAGUUGUACAGUUCUGUCCUCAGUUCUCAACUCAAACUCAUCCAAACUGAGAGAACUGGACCUCAGAUAUAAUGAACUGCUGGAUUCAGGAGUGAAGCUGCUUUCUGCUGGACUGGAGAAUCCACACUGCAGUCUGGAGAUACUCAAGUCAGAUCAUCAUAUGUCUUAGUUGUGAUCAAAUAUGAAAUAACAUUUAGAAAAUAAAAAACAAUAUGGACUAACAAAAGGACUAUUGCCCAGCCCCCGUUCCACCACAGACUUACACCAUCUACAGUAGGUAUGAUUCCACUUACUCUUCAAUACAGGAAGAUACAGAGGAAACUAGAUGGUUGAAACAAUAAACUCCAGAACUGUGAGGUGUUCAUACCAGGAUAUUGAUAUAAGAUUUUUUUUAUUAAGUUCUAGUCUUUGGUUUCUUGUAGUUUAUGCAAAAUCUAUAUGUGGAAUAAUCACAGAAGGGUUAUGAGCACUUUGUCUGAUUGUCUUUAUCACCUCAACGUCGAGCCAAAACCCAAAGCAGUCAGACCAACCAGGCAUUACUGAUGGUGCUAUGAAAUGUAUAAUAAAGGUAAGAGAGAUCGCAGAAAAGAUACAUGUAAAACAUUUUAGCUUAAUGAAAUGUAAGCAUUUAAGUGCCCAGAUGUUUCAGUGUUGACAAAUGAAAAAUCAUGUUUAAUGACAACAGCGCCAGCGUUAAUUGUACAAAAGAAAAGGUUUUUAUAUGUUUUUUUAGACAUCCUAUCCUAUCCACAUCCUCAUCUGAGAAGAUGUUCCACUAGAUUUUAAGGUGUGCCUGUGGAGAUUUGUUCUCAUUCAGCCAGG
Molecule: messenger RNA, 3777 nt
Organism: Silurus meridionalis
Lineage: Eukaryota; Metazoa; Chordata; Actinopteri; Siluriformes; Siluridae
Product: NACHT, LRR and PYD domains-containing protein 12-like
Molecular function (GO): protein binding
Source: RefSeq, a predicted model, not a curated record